Molecule: messenger RNA, 973 nt
Organism: Apis florea (little honeybee)
Lineage: Eukaryota; Metazoa; Arthropoda; Insecta; Hymenoptera; Apidae
Source: RefSeq, a predicted model, not a curated record
CCACUUUUCAAAUAUGCCAGUGAGAGCAUAUCGAUUCUAGUACAAGAAAGUUAACCAACGACUUCGCACGAGCAGUUUGUGAGUUACGUCUUCUUUGUUUAAAAUAAUCUGUUAUAAAUAAUAGAUAACAUGGAAUCUGCUAUUGUUCAUCUUGAACAAAGCGUGCAAAAAGCUGAUGGAAAACUAGACAUGAUUGCAUGGCAAAUUGAUGCUUUUGAAAAAGAAUUUGAAGAUCCUGGUAGUGAGAUUUCUGUGCUUCGUCUAUUACGAUCUGUUCAUCAAGUUACAAAAGAUUAUCAGAACCUUCGGCAAGAAAUAUUGGAGGUUCAACAAUUACAAAAGCAACUUUCAGAUUCCCUUAAAGCACAAUUAUCUCAAGUGCAUGGACAUUUUAACUUAUUACGCAAUAAAAUAGUAGGACAAAAUAAAAAUCUACAAUUGAAAUAAGAUUAAAAUUUUUAUUUAUAUUUAAAUAUAUUUUUUAAAUUAUACUUGAUUUAUAAUUUUUUAUUAUAAAAUUAUUAAUAAUGUUUUAAAUCAAAAAUUAUUAGAAUAACAUCAAAAGAAUGUUAUGUUAGAAUAUUGCAUAUUAUUUAAAAAAUUUAAUAUCUGAUAUAUUAUUAUGAAUAUGUUGAUAAUUAUCAAUAUUAACAUAUAAUUAUUACAAAUAUUUAUAAUAAAUAUAAUCAUUUUAUUUACUUCAUGAUAUAAUAAUAAUUAUAAAAAAAUAUUUGUUUAACAAACAUAUAUAAAUUUAAUAAUACUAAAAAAAUAUAGUUGCAAUUUUUAUAUAUAAAAUUUUUUGUAAUAUAAAAACAGCCAAUAUUAUCUUCCAAAUACUAUUUGUGUCUGAUCAUAAACAUUUAUGAAAGAUUAUGUUAUGUAAAAUAUAUUAAAAUUUUUUUUAUAUUUUAAUAUCUUUGUGUAUAUAUCUAAUAUAAUUAAUUAGAAAAUAUCAUAAUUAUGAUUGAUU